AUGAAAUCAGACGGGAAGGUCUCAUUUACAGCACUGUGUUUGCAAACUUCGAAUAUUAGAUUUACUCCACAUGAAAUUAAAGGAGAUGUAAGUCCUAAAGGUAUAUUAUCAUGUACCUGUUCCUGCAAAGCAGGAUUAAGAGAAAAAUGUAAGCACAUUAUUGCCGUUUUGCUGUACUGCUAUCAGAAUAGUGAUAAAAUAGAAGUCUUAUCAUGUACCGAUAAGGAAUGUGAAUGGAAGAAAAAGCACAAGAAGGUUUUGCAAAAUUAUAAUCCUGUUCCUCUUUCCCAACAUGAAUUACUGAGAUUGAGGGGUGGCGCCGACUCUGAUGACGAGAUGAUGGGAAAAGGGAUGGGUGGGAGUUUACCUCCCUCCUCCCUUCCCCAUCCUCACCGACCUUGUCCAAGGUCGAGAAAGGGCACCCCUGCUGGUACCCCGGCUUCUUCACGGAAUCCGUCUAAAGCCGGGUCCCCAAAGCGACCGCAGGGUUUAUCGAGAGCGGGGUCGGAGGAGAGCUUCUGCGAGGCUCAAUCCGUAGACCUCUGCUCAGACGAGGAAGGGGACGGUUACGAGACGAGGUUCUCGUCCGUAACCAGAACCAGCGCCUCGUCGACUGGGACCAAGAAGCCACGAAAAAUCAGGGAGGAGACCACCACCCUACCUGAUUCUCCCUCCUCUGACGAGAGGAGGAAAAGGAGGGAGAAGAGAAGGAGAAGGGGCGGCCUCUUGUCCUCCGAUAAUGAGGAUUUGGAGAUCCUCAGGCUCAGAAAGAGGAUCUUAGGGGACGCCCCGCAAAGGAUCCCUCGCAAAUUGGGCAGCACACCGUCCGAAAAAAGAGGGAGGCAGCCGUGGAACGGAUCGAGGAGCUCCACCGCACAGUUGCCGAGAGGAUCAUGA
This is a messenger RNA of Linepithema humile (Argentine ant), 897 nucleotides long. NCBI's taxonomy places the organism in Eukaryota, Metazoa, Arthropoda, Insecta, Hymenoptera, Formicidae. The record is from RefSeq and is a predicted model, not a curated record.